AUGUACAAUUGGUACAAGGACUCCGCUAUCUGCUACGCGUACUUGGAAGACGUGUCUGCUCAGGACGAUGUGGAAUCGUCCAUGCGGAAGAGCCGCUGGUUCACUCGAGGCUGGACCCUACAGGAAUUAUUGGCUCCAAGCAGACUCGUCUAUUAUGAUGGCAACUGGCUACCACUCGGUUCCGGAACAGAGAAGAGAACUCUGGUGUUGCAGAUUACGGGAAUUCCUGAAAGCUACCUUUCUGACGAACUUUCCGAGGAACUUUCUGACGAACGUUUUAACGAAUACAUCGACAUAAAAGACCUCUCAAGGGCCAGCAUCGCCCAAAGAAUGUCGUGGCUGUCGAGAAGGCAGACAACCAGAGUCGAAGACAUGGCUUAUUGCAUGCUUGGUAUUUUUGACCUCAACAUGCCCUUAUUAUACGGUGAAGGAUCCAAGGCCUUUCUCAGGCUCCAGGAAGAGCUGAUCCGAGUGUCCAACGACCACACAAUCUUUUGUUGGAACUGGAUCGAGAGCAUUGUCCCCCCAGACUGGGCCAGCAUGCUGUCCCCUGCGCCUGCCGUAUUUGAGGGUUGUGGGCACUUCGUUCCAGCCGAAUCAGAUAGUAUUUCCACGUUUUCGAUGACGAAUUCUGGUUUAUCCAUCCAACUCGGAAGCGUUGAUGCUGCAGGAUAUGUUUUUGUCAUCUUGAAUGCCCGCAAUCUUCAAAAGCCUGGGAAAGCCGAAAUAAUUUCCCGUUUUGGGAUCCCGCUGCGUCGGUCGGUCCAUGCUGCCACAUGGGCUAGACAGAAAUUUCCGCCUUCGCCCACUCAGAUUUCCCGCCACUGGAUAUCAGCGAACGGACUUUACUACGUUGCCAGAUCCGAAUCGAGGGUUCGUGCUUUCGUGAAUCAACCGUCGGCUGAAGAAUUCAAUCACGGGAUAUUGUUGACGUUCGAAAACCGGGCUCUUGCUCAAUUAGGUUAUCAGGUACUGGAGGUAGAGGGCUGUUGGGAUUCACAGAGAAGUGUAUUCUUCUUGAACCCGGUCCGCCACACGAGUGCCUCCAGAGGAAUAUUUGGCUUCGAGGUGUGGCGCUCUGAAACCGACAUGACAUAUCGAAACGGCCGCUUGACGAUAUCUUUUGUGAUGUCAGGUAGCCAGCUCAGGCUCACAACCCUGACCUCGAGCUCUGGCUACAAUCGAGAGCGCUGGCACUGGAAAGACGGCUCAUGGCAUCAGCGGGAUAGAUCCCAGACGAGGAAGAGUUUGCGAAAGCUCACAGAUGGAGCCUUCCUGAUGGAAAAAGACACGGAGUCUCGCUCUUACUCCUCCCUCAGAGAUACGUGGUCAUACUCCGAAGAAGCAGAUGCCACUGUCGCUACAGACAACCCCGCGCGCGAAGACAGUUGGGCAAUAUAUCAUAGCCCCGCACAGCCCUUGUUUGGCACCAAAACAACCAUCGUGCCCGUUCACGUCUCUUUCAGCCGCACAACGAAGUACGAAAGGUUCCCCGAGCGCAACGAUCCUGUUCAGGCCAUGUGCGCUGAAGAGGAAGAGGAGGAGCAGAUAGAUGCAGAGUCAAGCGAUGAAGAAAUGGGAGGAGUGCUAGUCGGAUGA
This is a messenger RNA of Anthostomella pinea, 1599 nucleotides long. NCBI's taxonomy places the organism in Eukaryota, Fungi, Ascomycota, Sordariomycetes, Xylariales, Xylariaceae. The record is from the annotation of a GenBank genome assembly.